Molecule: messenger RNA, 365 nt
Organism: Branchiostoma belcheri (Belcher's lancelet)
Lineage: Eukaryota; Metazoa; Chordata; Leptocardii; Amphioxiformes; Branchiostomatidae
Exons: 3
Cellular component (GO): acetylcholine-gated channel complex
Source: RefSeq, a predicted model, not a curated record
GGUGGGCACCGGAGGACUACCCAGACCCCAUCAGGCUGCCGGAGUUGUGUGGGAGAGUCAACUGGACAGCCAGCUUCGUUUGCGACCCUGACGGAAUACUCACAUCGUCAGAAGCUGACCUACUGGAUGUAGAGCUGAUCACCACUGUAAGGGACACUCCCUGUCCAUGUGACACGUGUCCCGGGAAGAACGACGGUUACAACAUCGCAGUCGCACUCAUGAAGAGGAUGGCAACAACUGGCUCUGGAGCUUCAUCGACACAAGUAAGGGCUCAGGGCUUCGCCAUGUACUUGAGAGCUGUCGCAUGGGAUUAUGGGAGAUGUGACGAGGGCGUGGUCAUCCUGGUCUCUACGGAAGACAGACAG